AUGUACACACAGACACAUGUACGUACACACACACACACUUGUACAUGCACACAAUACAUGUACACACACAACACAUGCACGUACAUACACGCAGACACAUGUACAGAUACACACAUGUACAUAAACACACAAAUACACACACAGCCCUAUAAAAAGUUGCAGUUACCUUCACUCACAGAGCCGGGUACUGCACUCUAGGGGGAGGCAGAGAGCACAGCACACACUCCUUCCUUUGCUUUCACUUUGCUCAACUAUUGAGCAGUCUGACGGCUCCCAGUGAGAGUGACAGAUCCGGCCCUGAGUUCCGAGCCUGCUCAGCAAGACGGCCCGGGGGACACACUCACCCCCACCAUAAUUUCCACUCGCCAAUGUGAGCAGGCGAGUGGAAAUUUCAAGGCCUGGUGCAGGG
Molecule: messenger RNA, 409 nt
Organism: Staurois parvus
Lineage: Eukaryota; Metazoa; Chordata; Amphibia; Anura; Ranidae
Source: the annotation of a GenBank genome assembly